Messenger RNA from Sclerotinia borealis F-4128, 1500 nucleotides. The record is from the annotation of a GenBank genome assembly. NCBI's taxonomy places the organism in Eukaryota, Fungi, Ascomycota, Leotiomycetes, Helotiales, Sclerotiniaceae.
AUGUCUGAAGCACCACAGCUUCCCGGAUACUUUUAUGAUAGCGAAAAGAGAAAAUAUUUUAAAAUACAGGCAAACGUACCAUCAAGCUCCGCGUACUCAUCUCAAGACGUCAAGAGACGCAAGCUUGACGAUGCAGACAAACAAGCCCAAUCUUUGAGAGUUCAACGGAAUGUUGGCCGUAUUAAGAGAGCGAGAAUUCUUAAGGACCCUAUUGCUGGUGGCUUCUUAUCUGUCGGGUUCGGACAAUCUGGCCUGGAUGCCAUUGCUACUUCCGUUUAUGCUCACAGCCUUUGCAAUAUUGGCGAUUUCCGGUUACUACGCGGUACAGCUGGAUUAUUUGAGGUGAUACCCCAAAGGUCCGAGAUAUGCGACACUUCAGUCCGCUUUACCACUACUUCCGGCCCAGGAAUUCGUCACCACUCGGUUGACUUCGAAACAGUGGCAACAAGUGCACGACCGGCGAUGGAUGUAUCUAGGAUUGACACGAAUCCCACUAGAAUUCAGGGAGUAUCUACCCCGUUUCUCAGAAAUAUUUAUGAGCAACAAUUCACUUCGCUCAGUGUCAAUGAGACACAUGGACAUGUUGCGACUACAUGGUCAGGUGCUGCUGCAGAUGCAGGAAUUGCGAUCAGUCCUUGCCUCCAAACUUGGAACAAUUUAUCCUCAGCCCAGGCGCAACAUGCUGCACGCACCGACAUAGUCAUCGGCCCAGGGGAAGCGCGAGGCAAAGUCGAUAUUCUUUCGUCUACCUCAGCACCUCCAACUUCACAAUAUACCUUUGCUAUCGGUUCGAGCAAAGGCGUUCUUCUGAUCGACAGAAAUCUCGAUACAUCUUGGAUUCGGCAGCAACCCUUCGAAAAUUCAGACAGUUAUCCUAGGGAUGUAUUUGCAUUGGAUUUUCUUCCAAAUCACAAGGAUAUUCUUCUAACGGGUGAACGAAGAGGCAUUCUCAGCAUCACAGAUCUCCGGUCGUCUCAUCAAGGGCUUAAGUCAGGGAAAAUCAAACAUACAAGUUGUAUCACGCAUAUCAAGCCUCUCGACGAACAUCGUAUUCUUGUUGCAGGCUGUGCGUCCGAUCUUUGCCAGUACGAUACCCGAUUUAUAAAGCCAAAUACUUUUAACGCUCCAUGUAUCAAAGGUAAAGAAAGAAGGUCUGAAUACGUCUCCGCCACAAAGUCUUGUCUGUCCUAUCCGGACUAUGUAACCGAUGGUUACUUGAUUAUCGGACUGGACGUUGACCUCGAACUUGGUGUUAUUGCAGUAGCGCAAAAUCACGAUAAAUGUAUUAAGCUGUUUUCUUUACAUGGAGGACAUAUCCUACCUACACGUCCGGGAUUUGGUAUUUAUGAAGACGAUGAUGAACUUCACUUUCUUGAGCCUUUCGUGGGCCAUCUAAAAUUUGUACAAGAUACGCCGAAUGCACCUAAGAGUUUGUGGGCGGCGACUCAGAGGCGGUUGAUGAGAUUCUCGAUUGACCGAAGAGAAACGCUAUUAUCAUAG